This is a messenger RNA of Epinephelus moara (kelp grouper), 836 nucleotides long. RefSeq names its product charged multivesicular body protein 1b-like. Gene Ontology annotation, cellular component: ESCRT III complex; multivesicular body. The coding region runs from base 162 to 764 and encodes 200 amino acids. Gene Ontology annotation, biological process: late endosome to vacuole transport; endosome transport via multivesicular body sorting pathway; protein transport. The transcript has 8 exons. Lineage: Eukaryota; Metazoa; Chordata; Actinopteri; Perciformes; Serranidae. The record is from RefSeq and is a predicted model, not a curated record.
GAAGUACGCGGAAGUGAAGCCUCUUGUUUCGUCACAGUGGCGAAGGAACGCUAGCUUGAAAAUCAAAACAAACAACUCUGGGAAAAAAGUGAGAGGCUGGAUGCUACUUUGUACCUGUGCUUAACCAGACUGAGGGUUUGUCUCAGAAAGAGACCUUCAUCAUGUCGGCUAUGGAGAAACACCUGUUCAACCUCAAGUUUGCUGCCAAGGAGCUUCACCGCAACUCCAAGAGAUGUGACAAAGAGGAAAGGGCAGAAAAGUCUAAAGUGAAGCAGGCUAUCCAGAAAGGUAAUAUGGAAGCAGCUAAGAUCCAUGCAGAGAAUGCCAUCCGUCAGAAGCAUCAGUCCAUCAACUUCUUGAGGAUGAGUGCACGUGUGGAUGCUGUGGCUUCUAGGGUCCAGACUGCUGUCACUAUGAACCAGGUGUCUAAAUCCAUGUCUGGAGUGGUCAAGUCUAUGGAUGCUACGCUGAAAAGUAUGAACCUGGAGAAGAUCUCUGCAUUAAUGGACAAGUUUGAAAACCAGUUUGAAACUCUUGACGUGCAGACAGCUCAGAUGGAAGACACAAUGGGCAACACCACCACUCUGACAACACCUCAGAAUGAAGUGGAUACUCUGCUGCAUGAGAUGGCUGAUGAAGCAGGGUUGGAUCUUAACCUGGAGCUUCCUGCAGGCCAGACUUCCGCACUGGCUUCAUCUGUGGCAUCAACAGAGCAGGACGAACUAUCCCAGAGGCUGUCUAGACUGCGAGACCAGGUGUCGUAAUCACGUCGAAAAGCAGAAGAUCAGGAGGAGGGAGAAGAGCAGGAGAAGCAAGAAGAGACAGGGGGUGAAAAA